GGCUGACCACAUAACUUAAAAGCUGCCGUUAUAUUCAAAUCACCUAUUUGAUUCGCGUGAAUUAUGGCCGAUAGGAACACUUAUAUAAAACAUGCCAAACUCUAUCUUAGUGUCAUGUUUAUUACAUAUGAUUCGUUGCUAUCCGAAACUGCCGAGCUCAGCCGGUGAAACUGUAGACAGCAGAUUUUCAACAAAUAACAUGCAUGUCUUUGCCCGAGACACAUCUGUUCUGACCAGCUUCACCGCUGUAACCAAAACUCAAAACUACACAGAAUAUUCGCUACCUUUUGGUGCCGCUACUCUGCACCCCCCCUUGGACGCCAUGUUACAUUGCAGGGAUGGAGGAUCAAUGUCAGGAUUCGAAGGAUUCAGGGUCUAUCAUGAAAGCCACCAUGACCAGCAGUAGGCUGAAAAGGCGUGCAGGUCAAUAGACAUUGAGAUGGAACAUAUGUGUGCGGCGUAGGCUGCGCUGCUCACAAAUCUGCGUCAGUAUAAACGCCCAGUGCUCGAUCAUCUGAAGUGAGUGAUCAAUACACUGCAUGGGUAGCCACGUGUUGAGUAGUCAGACUCAAGA
This is a messenger RNA of Truncatella angustata, 574 nucleotides long. RefSeq lists its product as uncharacterized. The coding region runs from base 92 to 406 and encodes 104 amino acids. Lineage: Eukaryota; Fungi; Ascomycota; Sordariomycetes; Amphisphaeriales; Sporocadaceae. The record is from RefSeq and is a predicted model, not a curated record. The transcript has 4 exons.